CCUUCUACCACGAGCAGGCCCGGACCUCGAGACCUAAAGCUGGGGAUCCCAAGUCCGUUCUACAGCUAGAGAUCACUAUGUGGCCAUGGAAUCCUCGGGCGAUCCCUGUGGACGCCACCUCACUCCGGGGUAGGGGGCGCUAGGCCGGGCCCUUCCGACCCUGGCAGGUGCGCCCCGCCUGCAGCGCGCCCAGCUGCUGGCGUCUAGGGGGCGGGCUCCAGAGGCCCCGCCCAGGUCUCGGAGCCAAUCGACGUCCGGGGGCGGGCGGGGCAGGCGCGGGCGGCGGCACAGAGACGAGCGCGGGUGGAGGGCGCGGACCGACCGAGCGCACCGACCAUGGCCUCCAAGUGUCCCAAGUGUGACAAGACCGUAUACUUCGCUGAGAAGGUGAGCUCCCUGGGCAAGGACUGGCACAAGUUCUGUCUCAAGUGUGAGCGCUGCAACAAGACACUGACCCCCGGCGGCCAUGCUGAGCAUGAUGGGAAGCCCUUCUGCCACAAGCCCUGCUAUGCCACGCUGUUUGGACCCAAAGGCGUGAACAUCGGGGGCGCUGGCUCCUACAUCUACGAGAAGCCUCAGACCGAGGCCCCUCAGGUCACUGGCCCCAUCGAGGUCCCUGUGGUGAGAACUGAGGAGCGAAAGACCAGCGGCCCCCCCAAGGGUCCCAGCAAAGCCUCUAGUGUCACCACAUUCACUGGGGAGCCCAACAUGUGUCCUCGAUGCAACAAGAGAGUGUACUUCGCUGAGAAGGUGACCUCUCUGGGCAAGGACUGGCACCGGCCCUGCCUGCGCUGUGAGCGCUGCUCCAAGACCCUGACCCCAGGCGGGCAUGCUGAGCACGAUGGCCAGCCCUACUGCCACAAGCCUUGCUAUGGAAUACUCUUUGGACCCAAAGGAGUGAAUACUGGUGCUGUGGGCAGCUAUAUCUACGACAAGGACCCGGAAGGCACAGUUCAGCCCUAGAUCUGCAGAUGCUGUCCUCGGGGUCCCCCUGUUUGACCCGGAGGCAAAGUGGCCUGUUGCCUAGUCCUGCCUCAGCGUGUCUCGCCUGCAAAUCCGGGACCUAAGUGGUGGAGGAGAAAGCCUGGAUAGUCCCAGAGCUUCAGCCCCCUUUGUCACCUUGGCGUGUCCCGUGCUGCCCACCGUUUACUUCCUGUCUGUGUGCCUCCGUAGCCCCAUGGGUCCUGUGUUCCUGUGUCCCUGAUAGCUCUCCAAGGUGACUGUCCUAUGAUAUAUCCCUUUGCCCACACCUGCCCACCAGUAUUAUUUAUGCUCUGCUUGCCGGUGAUGGCCGUGAGCUCACAGCAUUCCCAGGGUGAUGGCUGGCGCCCUUGCGAGGAGCCCUCUGCUGGUUCCACACUACUCCCUACCUACCCUCACAUGGUUCAUGGCUAUGGAGACUUUUGCUGUCAAUAAAUAGUUUGGUUUGAGGAUUGCAA
Messenger RNA from Mus musculus (house mouse), 1439 nucleotides. RefSeq names its product cysteine rich protein 2 (gene Crip2). Lineage: Eukaryota; Metazoa; Chordata; Mammalia; Rodentia; Muridae. The record is from RefSeq and is marked validated. The transcript is spliced from 7 exons. The coding region runs from base 337 to 963 and encodes 208 amino acids.